This is a messenger RNA of Thalassophryne amazonica, 819 nucleotides long. RefSeq names its product myosin, light chain 12, genome duplicate 2 (gene myl12.2). Gene Ontology annotation, molecular function: calcium ion binding. Gene Ontology annotation, cellular component: cytoplasm. NCBI's taxonomy places the organism in Eukaryota, Metazoa, Chordata, Actinopteri, Batrachoidiformes, Batrachoididae. Bases 1 to 519 code for a protein of 172 amino acids. The transcript is spliced from 3 exons. The record is from RefSeq and is a predicted model, not a curated record.
AUGUCGAGCAAAAAAGCCAAGGGCAAAAACACCAAGAAGCGCCCACAGCGAGCAACCUCCAAUGUGUUUGCUAUGUUUGAUCAGUCCCAGAUUCAGGAGUUCAAGGAGGCCUUCAACAUGAUCGACCAAAACAGAGAUGGUUUCAUCGACAAGGAAGACCUGCAUGACAUGCUGGCUUCAUUAGGUAAGAACCCAACAGAUGAGUACCUGGAGGCCAUGAUGAAUGAAGCUCCAGGCCCAAUUAAUUUCACAAUGUUCCUGACCAUGUUCGGAGAGAAGCUGAAUGGCACAGAUCCCGAAGAUGUGAUCCGUAAUGCUUUUGCCUGCUUUGACGAGGAGGGCACAGGUGUGAUCCAGGAGGAGUACCUGCGCGAGCUGCUCACUACGAUGGGAGACAGGUUCACAGAUGAAGAGGUGGAUGAGCUCUUCCGCGAGGCUCCAAUUGAUAAGAAAGGCAACUUCAACUAUGUGGCCUUCACACGUAUUCUAAAGCAUGGCGCCAAAGACAAGGACGAUUAGUGACGCAAGUGUCACUGGACAGUAUUUAUUCUGUGCGUCAUGUAUAAUAGGGGAUUCCACAUAAGUUAUACCGUUGUGUUGUUUAAUUUGGUCCGCGACAAAGCUUCCCUGUGGUACAGCUUAUUGAAGGUCAUGUCUGAAGUGUUUAUUGGUCUGUACCCUCUAUCCAGUCAACCCACCUUCUACUCUUACAGCACUUUGCACGUCAGUGACAUCAUCACUAAGGCCACAUUUCUUCUCACUCAGUAUACAGUGCAUCUGGAAAGUAUACACAUUUUAUGUUAUAGUCUUAUUCCAAAA